GAUUCCACCUGAUAGCUUAUCGCUAAUUUGCCAAUCAGACUUAGCUGACUCUGAGUCAGAAGAAGAAUUUAGUGACGCCAAGUCAGAAGCUUCGGUACAAUUCAGUCUUAAAAGAAGUACUUCACUUCCAUCCUUUAAAGAUCUGCUAACAAUAUCCGACGAGCCGUCAACAGCUACCAGUUCACCAAAUAUUUCUAAAUUUUUUCAAGAAUUUUUAGACAUAGCUACCCCUGAACAGAAAAAAUCGUUUAUUAGUCUUUGUGCCUCAAUCAUUAGGGAAAAUUACAAUGGAGAUCCGCUAGCACUUGAAUCGUUUAUAGACAAAAUUAAUUUAAUUGAAGAUUUUGCGGAUGAAAACUUAAAUACGACUUUUAUAUCAUUUUUGAAAUCGAAACUCGAAGGCAAGGCACGUGAAGCAAUUCCAACAGAAGUUAGUUCAGUUGGGCAAAUAAAAGAUGCGUUGAGAAAUAGAAUAAAGCCAGACAACUCGAAAGUUGUAGCUGGGAAAAUAGCAUCUUUGCAUGUCAUAAACAACAAUUAUACGGAAUUUGCUAAGCGUGUCGAGGAGCUUUCGGAUGCUUUAGAGCGCUCUUUGAUCAUUGAAGGUAUGACACAGUCUAAGGCUCAUGAAAUGGCAGUCGAGCAAACAGUAAACGUUUGUAGACUCAAUACUCGGUCGGAUUUGGUCAAAUCAAUUUUAUCGUCAACUACCUUCAGUGAUUCAAAGGACGUAGUGGCAAAAAUGAUAGUCGAACAAAAUAAUCAAGUGAAAGAGCGCCAAGUGUACAAUAAUAACGCUGAUAACAGUAGGUACAGCAAUAACGGUUCAAGGCAUAACGGUAACAAUUUCAACAAUAAUAGGAAUCGGUCAUCAAACAACAAUCGAAACAAUAACAGCAACAAUAAUAGUAAUAGACGUCCAAAUUCACGCAGUAAUGCUAAUGUGCGCGCUUUAAACGCCCACGCCCCUCAGGAGCGAACACUGAGGGCGGAAGAAAUGGACAACUAA
Molecule: messenger RNA, 1009 nt
Organism: Rhagoletis pomonella (apple maggot)
Lineage: Eukaryota; Metazoa; Arthropoda; Insecta; Diptera; Tephritidae
Product: hybrid signal transduction histidine kinase F-like
Exons: 2
Source: RefSeq, a predicted model, not a curated record